Molecule: messenger RNA, 1624 nt
Organism: Candidula unifasciata
Lineage: Eukaryota; Metazoa; Mollusca; Gastropoda; Stylommatophora; Geomitridae
Source: the annotation of a GenBank genome assembly
AACAUUCAGAAGGUGGCUGCAAGGGGCGAAUGCUUCUAUAUACUGUUGUCAUUUUUUGGCUUCUUGGUCAGGUCGAAUGUGGGCCUUCUCUAUGGGGCUGUUCCUGAUCUCAGUCUCCCCGGAAUCCCUACAUCUGAGCGCAACGUACGGCCUGUGCAUGGGAGCAGCAGUGCUAGUCUUCGGAGCUAUCAUUGGUGACUGGGUGGACAAGACUGCGAGGCUCAAAGCUGCCACACUGUCUAUGAUCCUCCAGAACGUUCUGAUCGCUGUAUGUGCCUGUGUUAUUCUCACUCUCAUCGUACUACUAUCAGUACUGGAGGAUGUGCAGGACUGGCUGCGUCAUCUGUUCUACGCCAUCAUCAUCAGCCUGUCAGUGUGUUCGCGUCUCAUGAAAGAAGCUCGGAUUAUUAUCGUUGAAAGAGACUGGAUUGUGGAGCUGUGCUCCAAAGAUGAACAUCAUCUGGCAGUGAUGACAUCAUCAUUCCGAAGACUUGACCUCGUAACAAAACUCCUAGCUCCAGUAGUGACCGGCCAGAUCAUGACCUUUGCGGGGCUGAAAAUAGGAUGUGGGUUUGUGGCAAUAUGGAGCUUGGCCUCUCUGGGUAUUGAGUACUACCUGAUCAAUCGUGUAUACAGCAUUGUCCCAGCACUGAAGACAGGCAAAUCUGCGGUGUGCUAUGAAGCAAAUGUUUUAGGUGUGGGGAGGGGGGAUGUUGGUCUGUCUCAUACCCUGGUGAUUCACUUUGACAGACUGUCAGCACAACAUUGCCGUAAAUAUGUGUCUAUGUUUCUGUCAGACAGAAGAAGUACGGUCAAGACUACAACAGAGACAGUGUCAAACAAAUCAGGGGGUAUACUAAUGCAGAUGGCGUCCAGUUUCAUCAUCUUAUACCGGGGACUGAGGACUUACUUCAGCUGCGUCACAAAGUGGCCAGGCUUGGCGCUUGCCUGUUUGUAUCUCACUGUUUUGGGAUUUGAUGACAUUACUGUUGGUUAUGCAACAAUGCUGGGUUUCAGUGGAUCAAUACUUGGGAUUAUGAUGGGUAUAGGAGCUGGAUUUGGAAUUACUGGCCACUUUCACAUACCCCUACAUUGUAAAGAAACUGGGUCUACCCAAGUAUUUUGCCUCACUCUGUGUAUUGUAUCUGUGUGGUUACCUGACAGUCCCUUUGACCUGUCAACCGGGAAUAAAAUAGAAAAUGAUAAUGGAACAUUUCUCAGGUGUAGCCAUGGUUUGCAUAACAUCACACUUGAAGACUUUAACACAACAUCGGACGCCAUGACGUGUGUGGGCAGAAAGUCGCAUGGUGCUGCCCCAGAUUCCAACAUCUCAGUCUGGGUACUGCUAGCUGGGAUUGUCUUGGCUCGAUUUGGUUUAUGGACAGCCGACCUGACCACUGUCCAGCUGUUUCUAGAGAAUGUGCCUCCCAAACAAAGAGGGAUUGUCAAUGGUUUCCAGAGCUCCUUAAACCAGCUGAUGGAUUUCCUAAAAUACGCCCUCGUUGUGAUCAUACCUAAUGCUCACCAGUUCGGUCUUCUUGUCUUCAUCUCCUACGCCUGCAUAUGCCUAGGCUGGAUUUUCAUGUGUGUCAAUGCAGUUAAAACAGCGAAACGGAAAAAAUAA